AUGGAUGCAAAUGAAACAGAAACGAUUGAUUUGGUGAGCACUGUGGGUGGUUCUCUGCUUGAGUGGGUCAGAAUCGCCAUAUUGCCGUACAUCUUGGUCUGUGUGUACAUCAGUAUCAUCGUGCUUGGGGUAAGUCUGAAUGUCACCCUGAUUGUGAUGUUCAGAAAAUGGAAACAUCACAAGACUCCAGGGAACGCCUUUAUCCUCCAGAUGGCGCUGGUGGACAUCGCAAUGUGUGUCUUCUGCUUCCCACUUACAACAAUGGCUGCCAUCUCGAAAACAUGGCCGCUGCCGGAUGUCGUCUGCUCUGUUCUUGGAGUUGCAUCCAGAUGGUUUUAUCAUUUGCCCUUUGUGUUUUUGAGUUGCUGUGCUGUUGAACGAACUAUCAAGAUACGAAACAAGGAACUUUACAUGAGAACAUUUGGUAAGACGACUUUCGUUAUUUUCGUCAGUGGGAUAACAUGCACUCUUACAUUUGGUGUUGCCGUUCUUCCUGUCAUUCCUGCUGAAGUCCUUGGAGAAAUCAUGUACAAUAAGAUCACUUAUCAGUGUGAGCUGGUCCAAGAUUCAAGUCAUUUUAUUCAUAAUUUUGACUUUGUAAUGAGCGUGGCUGCAUCAGCCGUGACAUAUUUCGUGUGUGGUGUGCUGAUCUUUAGAGUAAGGCGUAAAUCCGUACCAAUCAAACCUGAUGACAGUUUGGAACUAGAAACAAUGACAGCAGAGUACCCAGGGACCAUGGGGUAUCUAAGGUCUGCCUCAAGUCUGUCUUCCAACUCCACAUCUCUCAUCGCGGUAUCAGUCAUUGGUGGAAAACGCAAAACCAAAAGAAUUGACAUCAAUAUUCCGCGUGGGCUUCAGAAGCUGCAGACGAAGGGAGAGUUCGUGGUGGAAGUCCUGAGAGACGACAGCGCCGAUGCAGACUACCACAUGGUCAUCACAUACGUCAUCACAUGGGUAAUGGUAACCUUGUUCACGUUGAUUCAACCUAUGUUAACGUACAUCGAAGUGUACGGCGCAGUUCCGUUAUGGGGCGGAGCUCAUAUCAUUGCCAUCAUGGUAGGAUCGAUGUCUUUCUGUGUGAAGCCUAUUGUCUACCUGUCCCACAACAAAUACUUCCGGAGGCAAACUGAGUGUGUCCUUCCUACUGUCCUGACGAAAACUGUCACAAAGGUGAAGGUCACUGUGUCGGCCUCAGUUGAUAAACUGGAGAGAGCCGUCUUCAGAAUGAACUCUACGAAGCCAUUCAAGGGAUCUUCAGGCGAGAGAAACAUCAGGCCGGCUUCUGCUGAUUCCUCUGACAGCCGGACAGGAUCAGAUCAGAUACUGUCAAGGUCAUCUACUGAUAUGACGAUGUUCAGUAUGGGAAUGUCCAGGUCAUCAACCAAGUUCUCGGAGGACAUGCAUGACAGGGCGGGUACGGUUUGUGAGGUCACAGCAUACUGA
Molecule: messenger RNA, 1443 nt
Organism: Haliotis rubra (blacklip abalone)
Lineage: Eukaryota; Metazoa; Mollusca; Gastropoda; Lepetellida; Haliotidae
Exons: 1
Coding region: 1-1443 (480 amino acids)
Biological process (GO): G protein-coupled receptor signaling pathway
Cellular component (GO): membrane
Molecular function (GO): G protein-coupled receptor activity
Source: RefSeq, a predicted model, not a curated record